AACAUACUCCGUAUAUGAUAUUCAUUCUUUAUUUGAGUUCUUAAAAAGACCACUGACAAUGGUAUCGAGCGGAUGUUAAUUAGGAAAAGGAAGAACUGACAAAAUGGAAGUGGUGAAAAUAAGUCUAGGGCAGAAAUGGGAUAGAUCCAGCAUUUUAGUUCCUUCCCUGUAUAGGACACUUAGUACAUUGGGUUCCCAGAUAUUGAAAUCUCCUUCUCUAGUUUCCCUUGAUCAUCCCGAUGACUGGUCUCAAUCUCAUGCUGUUAGACAUCCUGGCGGCAGUGCAUCCCCUUCUCAAAAACGUUCUGAUUUUGUAUACAGAAAAGGAGACAGCUAGAAUCAUUGACGGAAAGUCAGUUGCUGAGGAAAUUAGAUUAGGAAUAGCUAAUGAAGUUAGCCGAAUGAAAGAAUCCAUUGGGAUGGUUCCUAGCUUAGGUGUGAUAUUGGUAGGACAAAGAAGAGACUCCCUUGCUUAUGUGCGCAACAAAAUUACGGCUUGCAAAGAAGUUGGUUUCAAAUUUUCAUUGAACCAUCUGUCUGAGAACUGCAGAGAAGAUGAAAUCUGUGGUAAGUUAUCAAGACUCAAUGAGGAUCCUUCGGUUCACGGUAUUCUUGUUCAACUUCCUUUGCCACAGAUAUUCUAUUUCUUAGCAAGUACCCUUUAAAUGAGGGUGUGAGAGCUGCCCUCUUCUUGGGUGAUUGCAGCAUUCCUGAAACUUCCCCUAUGCUUUUUCCGGCACAUAGCCUUUGUCUUCUACUAGAAAGUCAGGGGCAAAGAAAGUUUCAGUGAAAGAUUCAGGGAAUAAUAUUGAUUCGACAAAAUACCCUUCAACUGAGAAGGUAGGAGCUACUGCACUAAUUCUCUUGAAAGAUGAUUUCAGCAUUUACUGAAACAUACCCUAAUCCUUUCCUUUCCCAUCAUAGACUAUCUCCUUCUAAGAAGCUUAAUAUGAAGCAGUUCUAAAGAUGAACUUUUUUUGUUCAUGAGUUGUGGUUGUACUGUUUAAUGGCUAUUGACUAUAUGUUGAUAAGUGAAUUUGAACAGAAUUUGGACAAUGAAAAGAUACUGAAUAUGCUAAGCAUAGAAAAGGAUGUGGAUGGCUUCCAUCCGCAGAACAUGGGAACCUUGGCCAUACAAGGUAAAGAACCGUUGUUCAUACCCUGUACUCCUAAAGGCUGCAUUGAGCUGCUUCUUAGGUCUGAUGUUGAAAUAAUGGGGAAGAAGGCUGUGAUGAUUGGAAGAAGCAAUAUUGUUGGAUUGCCCAUGUUUUUGCUCUUGCAGGCAUCAUGCAACGGUUACCAUUGUCCAUGCAUUUUCGAACAAUCCAGAUGUUGUUGCCCGGGAAGCUGAUAUUUUAAUAGCUGCAGCAGGGGUACCUAAUUUAGUUCGGGGCAGUUGGUUAAAGCCCGGUGCAGUUGUUGUUGAUGUUGGCACUAACCCAAUAGAGGAUGAAGAGAGUGAGCAUGGUUACAGGCUGAUUGGCGAUGUUUGCUUUGAAGAAGCAGUAAGAGUAGCUUCUGCAAUAACUCCCGUGCCUGGAGGAGUGGGUCCCAUGACAGUUGCAAUGCUGCUUUUCAACACACUUCAAGCAGCAAAACGUGUUCUUAGGUUCCCUUGAUUCAAAACUAAUUUAUAGUUUGAGUUUGUGUAGUUCUGUUUGAACACAACUUUUUAUUGACAGUCUUUGGCAGAUCCCAAAAUCUUUUGGGAUUAAGGCUUGAAUGUUGUUGUUGUUUGUAGUCUUUUGCAGAUCGUUUUUGGUGUUCAAUGAAAAGUUCUUUCUUUGGGAAAAAAUGUGUGAAUCUUUAGUCAUUUGGUAUGUGAUCAUGAUAUAUCAAUAAAACCCUAUAAGUAAAGCUUUUUUGCCUUUGGCUUUAAAUUUCCUGGAGUAUAUUUCAGCAGAAUAAUAAGUAAAAAGGUCAUGCAUGCAGUUGAAUAAUUUUUCAAGGAGCUUGGAAACUUGCCUUGAAACACUUUUGGUAGGAAAACGAUCUCUUUAUCACUAUUCUUAUUUCUUCAGUCCAUUUAUCACGCUUUCUUUCCUCUUUCUAUUCGAUAAAAUGUGUACUUGGAGCUAGAUGCAAGAGUCAAUUUCCAAAGGUAUUUGUAUUAAUGUAUAUGAUAUGUUCAUCUACAAAUGAGCUUGUUAACGAACUAGCAGUUUAUUUACAGCCUCAACCACAGGGAUGACAGCUACAAUUUUGGGGAGUAAAAGCACAAUACCCGAAAGGCUUGUUUGGAAGGUCACACUGAAUACCAUAGCAGCACUUCAUCCAAACACAAUUCUCUUCGGAAAAUUGCGGGCAACACUUGCACGGUGCGCAGGUGUGGAAAGUCUCCAGCUUUCUCCUUCCAGCUGUUAUCAUGUGAAGUCUCAACUCUGCGGUGGUGCCCAUCGGCUGUAGCAUUUUCUCCGUCACUACCUGUGAUUCUGAUGGCUUAUCAACUGUGUGAGAUUGAGGAGCUCCUGUGUUUAAAGUUCAGUUUUCAAUUCAGUAAAUUUAAAUACAUAAAAACUCUAAUAUUUUAAGAAUUAUAACCUAAAAGACGUGCCUAGAAAUCAAAGGGAGAACAAUAGAACUAUAGAAGUACCUAGGGGUGGCCCGGUUCCGGUCUGACCAGCCUGGGAACGGAACUGGACCGUCACUGUGUGGGACCGGUUCCGGGCCUAGGAUCGGUGUUAGAGACCUGGACUUAAUAUGUUAGUAAAAUGUAAUAGUGGGCUGGGCCAAUUAAUUAGAUAGAUUGAGGGAAGCCCAUUAGAAAAAGAAUACAUAAGGUGAGCUGGGAGGAGAGAGGGGGGGUGGGAAUUAUCUUAGGCUUGGGACUUGGGACUGGGAGUCGGAACCUUGUUACGACUUGGGAAAUCUGUUUCGUUCUCUAUCUACUUUCUGUUGUACGAACUGAACUACCGCCAUUGUUACAUAUUGAAUUUUCUCCAUUAUUAGCUCUCAAAUUACAGUAACCUAACAUUGGUAUCAGAGCCUUCGUUCCUGUAGCCUAUCAACGGUCGUUACACGCAGAGCGAUGGAAGGAAGAUUGGAGAAAUUGGAGCGCGAGUUGGCGAGGCGAUCCGCAAACAUGAAGCGCGAGUUGGCCAGGUGGUCCGCAGACAUGGAGCGCGAGUAUGAAAGGCAUCGCGAAGAGGACAGAAUCAGUAAUGAGAAGGCCAAGCGCGAUUGCGAGGAGAUACGCGAGAUGAUUAGGAAGGAGCUUAAUCACCACUUUAGCGGUCGAUCAAAAACCUCCAAAACGAGUGCGCGGAAUGGGAGCCGCGACUCCAGAUCCUCUGCAGGUAAGUUGAGAACUUCGUCUCACCGUUCGAAGUCGCGAACCGUUUCUGUGAGUUCGCAGGAUUGGUCGCAAACUUCUUCUCCUAGUCCGUCAGCAUCCUCACGAGCACAAGAGUCCAAUUCGAAAUUCGAAGUUGAUGUUACCAGCUCGCAGGUUACUUCGCAGAAUUCGUCGCUACUGGCUUCGCUGGGAUUACAAGCUUCGUAUCCGGCUAUAACUGUUACUACUAUUUGGCCACGGUUAAAUGAGCAUAACCAAUUGUCAACGCAAAUUUCGUCUAAGGUUUCUGAGUUGGCUCAAGUUUCUAAGCAGGGGGUUUUAUUGUUGACACCAAAUCUGGAAUGGAAACAGGCAGAUACUUCAGUUCUGGAAUCAAAUCCUGACAAGGACACUAAUCAACAGACAGGAUACUCACCAGAAAUUCUGGUGGAAUCCAAACAGCUCAAACCUGAUAUUCCAGGAAAUUGGACCUACCACCAUGAUCCUGCGUUGGGAAUGAACAACAGUUUCACCGGGGCUGAUGAGGAGAGCAGGUCUCACAUACAAAUCCAUACUUAUGAUACUCCAAGUGUGCACCGUCAGAUAUCAAAGGGGAUUUCAAAAGGUUUGACUAAGUUUGAGGGCUUCAGAUUUGAUGGAGAUACUUCUAGUAAGAACACUCAAAAUGUAUUGGGGGAAAGAAUGACUGGAAAUUGGAAGAAAAUGGGUGGAUAUACUACUGAUGGAUACGCUGGCAUGUUCCUGGGGUCUGACCUGGUGUAUAUGGCCAGUACAUCAACCUUGCCUAUCUUAGAUCCACAUGUUUCAUCUGAUGGGACUAAACUUGCAUUUGGGAAACUCAGUGAGCUUAAGGAUGAAAGAAGGACUGAUUCAGAGGCACAAGAGAACCAUGCUCACCCCUGUUCUGGGAAAUCAGAUGCAAAGAUUCCACUUGGGGUAGAGUUUUCACAUGGAAGUUUUGUAGAUCGUAUGGAGGUUGUGUGCAAAGGAAAGUUUGCUAUUCAAGAUAGAUUGGAGGGAAUCCUCAGCUCAUACACUGAUGCUAUUGAUGAACGUAACUGGGCGUCCUUUCCUGUACCUGUGAUUCGAAGAGUACAACCGGAGCUGGCUGGCUGGGAAAUUUUCUCACAAUUCACUUCUAAGAACUCUCGUACUGAACCUCAUAUUGCAUUUACCAUUUUGGCUGCUCUUUGUGGAGAAUCUGCAACUAUCCUUAGAAACAACACAUUAAUUUGGGAUGCUGACAGGUAUUUACGAACUACACUUGAACAUUACCAUCAGUUAGCUACCAAGUUGGGCUCAGGAUCAUGUCAUUAUAUGUACGUUGGUUCCAAUAGAGUAGCAAUGAGUAUUGAUGGAUUCCGAUUAGAUAGUGUUACUUCUAUGAUGUGCACUCAACAUGUUGGAUAUGUUACUGAGUUUGAAGCUGACGUGAAUCUGAGGCAGAUCAAAGAUCUCUUUCCUGGUCUCUUCACAGAUGUCUUAAUCGUGGGCGAAGAUGUUAAGGGGCUGCCAACAGUUUGUAUACUUGUUCAAGAGGAGGCUGUAGGUUUUGACUACCUGUUUCUUAUGAUUAAUGCUGGUAAGUGGAUCAAGAUAGUCAAGAAAAAAGAGGAGGAUGGGGAAAAUGGCUCUACGGAAACAUCUAGUGUCUGCAGUCAGUUAAAUGAGGAUAUAUAUAUUACUGGGUCUCAACACCCUGACCAGGAACUGGCUACAUAUACUCAAACAAAGCCAGCCUUACAAGCUGCACAUAAAGAGACAAGGAAGGUCACAUUUGAUCCUUUUGAUCUUCCAAGCGAUGUUGAAACCCUUAACCAGAUGGUUUAUCAUGUUCAUGGUGGUGAAAUUGCAGUGCCAUUUUGUGUGGUGGGGUUCAUGUUUUGUCAGAUUCAAGCUUCACCCCGAUGGAUAGCUACAAUAUUAAAGUGGGGACUGAAAGUGUUGCUUGUUGCUUCCGUUUUCUGUACAACAAGUUGUUUUAUCUCUGUUUGGCAUGACACUAGCAAAGAUUGUUCCCUCUGGAAGCUAGUCCACGGUUUCCCACUCGGCUUUCCAAGAAAGCAAGUGACAGUCAACUCUAUGCCUUGGGAAGGUGAAGUUGCAGAGAGGGUUUGGUGGAGUCUUUCAAUGGAAGUUGAUUGGAGGGAUGCUCUUGGGUGUACUCAAAAUGCGGCUGAAGAUGACAUUCCUUCACUGGACAACAUCAUUGCGGUUAUGGAUGCAGAAUCUAGGAGUAGCUUGGAGACAACUCUAGUAGAUGCUACUAAACCAAACCAACCAUCAGUGGAAAAAUGGGCUAAGCAGAACAAUAGAGCUGGAGUUUUUGAUGCACUUUGUGGAAGAAUAGAUGUGAAUGAAGUAACGAGUAAGAUUCAAGUAUGGGAGCUCCUUGUCCAGCAAACAGUGAGGUACUGGGAAGGAAGGGGCACGAGGAUGAAGCUGGAUGGCAUGGCUGCUCUUACUCCCCACCUUGAGGACAAGGUGGUCGUCAAAGGGGGGAGUGAUGUUAGAGACCUGGACUUAAUAUGUUAGUAAAAUGUAAUAGUGGGCUGGGCCAAUUAAUUAGAUAGAUUGAGGGAAGCCCAUUAGAAAAAGAAUACAUAAGGUGAGCUGG
Cuscuta epithymum is the source of this 5912-nucleotide messenger RNA. The record is from the annotation of a GenBank genome assembly. NCBI's taxonomy places the organism in Eukaryota, Viridiplantae, Streptophyta, Magnoliopsida, Solanales, Convolvulaceae.